Messenger RNA from Dendronephthya gigantea, 7345 nucleotides. Its product is annotated as myosin-10-like. NCBI's taxonomy places the organism in Eukaryota, Metazoa, Cnidaria, Anthozoa, Malacalcyonacea, Nephtheidae. The coding region runs from base 1081 to 6981 and encodes 1966 amino acids. The record is from RefSeq and is a predicted model, not a curated record. Gene Ontology annotation, molecular function: ATP binding; actin filament binding; cytoskeletal motor activity. The transcript has 42 exons. Gene Ontology annotation, cellular component: myosin complex.
CCAACUUUGCACUCCCUUGGUUUACUGUUUCUCAUGUUUAAACUAUCGUGUUUUGUUUGGAAUGUGUUUUAAUUUUUUUUAGUUUUAUUUAUCAAGAUGACAGGAAAUGCAGUAGGAUGAACCUUGGAGUGGAAGACCAAGUAUUAAAAUGAUUAACUGAAAUGGUCAUUUACUAAAUUAAAACCAAGCAUUAGAGCCUUCGCUGGCAUAGUAGAAGAAACUUCUUAUAUUUCUCGGCUAUUUUAUUGCAUCAGUUUGGCUGAAGCCAGCGACAAUAACACCCCAAUAUUCGAGACAUUAUUUUAAAAGUUGUAGUUUUUAAUUUGUGCGUGGGAUGAACUGCCAUAAAAGAAUUAUUUUAAGACGCGUCCAUUAGUAAGGUAUGCAUUGUCCUCUUGCUGAGUUACAACAAUACCUAAAUUUCCUUUGCCCUCGCACUAAUGCCAAUUAUGGACAUGCGUGCAAGUCAGUUUUUUUUUGUCGAGGCGCAUGUGUAUUGAAGCAAAAGAUCUGAAUGUUAUUUCUAAGAAAAGACCGAGGCCCUGCUGGUAUUCUAGGCUUCUAUUCAUUAUACCGUGGCUCGAAUUUCAACCUUUUCAUACUUUUCACCCCAUUUUUGGCAAAGUGGGAGGAUGGGAGCAUGGCUGUGUGACGGUGGUUCUCAAAAGAAAAACUCGCCAAUCGCAUUACUACCAAGCACGAUAAAUAGUUUAGCCAACCAAGAUAGAUAUACUCUAUUAUGUACGUUUUAUAAUAGCACUUUAUGUCCGGAAUUCUAUUGCAAGUUGCAUAUGGAUGAAUGGUAGGUGAUCCACGGUGGUUACGGAUGUCCGCCGCACCCCAAGUCUAAUUAAAUGCAUGACGUUACCCUAGGUUUGUCACGUGACCUAAACUUUUACAGCCAAUCAGAAGAAGGAAUGGAGACCUCCGACAUUGUCGAAGUGAAGCUUAGUCUUGUUCCUGAUCAUCAGAAAACAGCUUGGGUAUAUUUGGUAGUUUAUUCUAAGCAAUAAAGUUAUAUUUGAUAUUCGUUACACUAAUCAGUUAGCAGAGUGAUUAAGCUCACUGAAAACAUCCAAGAUGGAUAAUGAAAUGAAAUAUUUAGCCGUGGAUAGGCGAACUGUAGGUGAUCCUACAUUGCAAGCAGAAUGGAGUGCAAAGAAACUUGUUUGGGUUCCUGAUGAAGAACAUGGUUUCAUCCCUGGCAGCAUUAAACAAGAAAAUAAAGACGAAAUUGUCGUGGAGAUAUCAAGCGGGAAACGAAAGACAUUUAGCAAAGAUGACAUUCAGAAAAUGAAUCCACCGAAGUUUGAGAAAGUUGAGGAUAUGGCUGAGUUGACUUGCCUCAAUGAAGCCAGUGUUUUACACAACUUAAAAGAUCGUUACUACUCUGAAUUAAUCUAUACCUAUUCAGGCUUGUUUUGUGUUGUUGUUAAUCCCUACAAACGUCUACCAAUUUACACGGAAAAUGUCGUGGAGAUGUACAAGGGCAAGAAACGACACGAAGUUCCACCCCAUGUUUACGCUAUCACUGAUACUGCAUACCGAAGCAUGCUACAAGACAGAGAAAAUCAAGCAAUUCUUUGCACAGGAGAAAGUGGAGCUGGGAAAACGGAGAAUACGAAGAAAGUUAUCCAGUAUUUGGCAUCAGUUGCUGGUCACAGCAAGGCUCAUCUUUCAAGUAAUGUACCUCCCAUGAGCCCUAAAGUUGGCAUUUCCAGUGCACAGGCUGAACUAGAGAGGCAAUUGCUGGAAGCAAAUCCUAUUCUGGAAGCUUUCGGAAAUGCCAAAACUGUCAAGAACGAUAAUUCUUCAAGAUUUGGUAAAUUUAUCAGAAUCAACUUUGAUACCUCUGGAUUUAUUGCUGGUGCAAACAUUGAAUCUUAUCUUCUAGAAAAGGCGCGUUGUGUGAGACAGGCUCCUGAAGAGAGAUGCUUUCAUAUUUUCUAUCAAAUUUUGAAUGGCAUGAACAAAAAUAUGAAAGAUGAGUUUCUGUUUGAUGAUAUUAAAUCAUAUAACUUUCUCGCCAAUGGAAAUGUUGAGGUUGCUGGUAUUGAUGAUAGAGAAGAUCUCAAAGACACUUUGAAUGGAAUGAAAGAUAUGGGAAUAAGUCAAGAUGAAACCAACUCAAUCUUCAAAGUCAUCUCAAGUGUUUUACAUUUUGGUAAUCUCACAUUCAAACAAGAAAGAAGCUCUGAGCAGGCAACACUGCCAAACAACACAGUUGCGCAAAAGAUUUGUCAUCUUCUCGGGAUGCCUGUUGUUGACUUCACAAAAUGUUUGAUUCGUCCCAAAGUGAAAGUUGGUCGAGAAUAUGUUCAUAAAUCACAAACUAAAGACCAGGCUGAGUUUUCUUGUGAAGCAUUGGCUAAAGCACUUUAUGAAAGAAUGUUUAAAUGGAUGGUUCAUCGAAUCAACAAAUCUUUGGACAGAACAAAGCGUGAUGGUGCCUCAUUCAUUGGUAUCCUUGAUAUUGCUGGUUUUGAAAUAUUCAAGCUCAAUUCAUUUGAACAACUUUGUAUCAACUACACAAAUGAGAAACUCCAACAAUUGUUCAACCACACCAUGUUUAUCCUGGAACAGGAAGAAUACAGGAAGGAAGGAAUUGAAUGGAAGUUCAUUGAUUUUGGUCUUGACUUGCAGCCAUGUAUUGAUCUCAUUGAAAAGCAAGUUGGCGUUCUUGGUCUUCUUGAUGAAGAAUGUUGGUUUCCAAAGGCAACUGACAAGAGUUUUGUUGCUAAGUUGGAGAAAGAAUUAUCCUCAAGUUCUAAAUAUCAGAAGCCAGAUUUCAGAUCUACUGCUGAUUUCUGUAUUGUUCAUUAUGCUGGAGUGGUUGACUAUAAUGGCGAGAAAUGGUUGAUGAAAAACAUGGAUCCUUUGAAUGACAAUAUUGUGAGUCUGUUUCAGAACUCAAGUGAUUCGUUUGUUUGUGGCUUGUGGAAAGACACUGAGAACAUCGUAAGUCUUGGUGCAGCUGCUGCCAGCUCUGAUUCACCAUUUGGUUCUAAAGUUAGAAAAGGAAUGUUCAGGACAGUUGGACAGUUGUACAAGGAACAACUGGCAAAGCUCAUGGACGUUCUGUCAAAUACAAACGCAAACUUUGUCCGUUGCAUUAUUCCAAAUCACGAGAAGCGGUCUGGCAAGAUUGAUUCGCAUCUUGUUCUUGAUCAGUUAAAGUGCAAUGGUGUUCUUGAAGGAAUAAGAAUUUGUCGUCAAGGUUUUCCAAACAGAAUUGCGUUCCAAGAAUUUAAACAACGAUACGAGAUUCUCACGCCAAACUUAAUUCCAAAAGGAUUCAUGGAUGGCCGGAAAGCUGCGCAACAAAUGUUGGACCAUCUGGAAUUAGACAAGAACAGUUAUCGUGUUGGACAGUCAAAGAUAUUUUUCCGCGCGGGUGUUCUGGCAAAACUGGAGGAAGAUCGAGACACGAAGUUGACUGAAAUCAUCACAAUCUUUCAAGCUUUUUGCCGUGGAAAUCUGGCUCGUAAAAACUACGAGAAGCGAACGCAGCAACUCAGUGCAAUCCGCGUCUUACAGAAGAAUUGUUUGAAUUAUUUGAAGCUGCGAAAUUGGCCUUGGUGGAGACUCUUUACGAAGGUGAAACCAUUGUUGGAUGUAACUCGUCAAGAAGAACAACUCCAUCAACAUCAAGACGAGUUAAAGAAAGUCUCAGACACGCUGGAGAAACUCGAGACUCAGUUCAAGGAACUCGAACAAACACAUGCGCAAGUCAGUGAAGAGAAACAAGUUUUAUCUGAGAAAUUGGAGCAAGCACAGGAAGCUUACGUUGAAGCUGAUGAAAUGAGACAACGUUUGUCAACAAAGAAGAACGAGUUAGAAUUACUUCUUGAAGAACUGGAAGCCAAGGUUGAAGAGGAAGAGGAUAAAGGAUUGAAGCUGGCUGAUGAAAAACGAAACCUUCAGCAGAGCAUCUUAGAUCUUGAAGAACAACUUGAUGAAGAAGAAGCGACUAGGCAGAAAUUGCAAUUAGAGAAAGUUCAAUGUGAAGCUAAAGUCAAGAAAUUUGAAGAAGAUCUAUUGACGCUAGAAGAUUCAAACUCCAAGCUUGGUAAAGAAAGAAAGCAACUGGAAGAGAAGUUGGCUGAAACAAUGACAGCUCUUCAAGAUGAAGAAGAUAAGAGUAAAGGACUGAGUAAAAUGAAGGCAAAACAUGAAGCAUCUAUUACAGAUCUUGAAGAUAGACUUCGUAGCGAAGAGAAAGCUCGUCAAGAACUCGAGAAAGAAAAAAGAAAAUUACUUGCUGAGAUUGCCGAGUUACAGGAGCAACUUCUUGAAGCUAAACAAAGGAUUGAAGAACUUGAAGGUAUGCUCACAAAGAGAGAACAAGACGUCAACGAAACUAAUGCAAAGGUUGACGCGGAGACCAACAAACGACUCGAACUGGAAAGAAAUAUUCGAGAACUGGACAGUAAAGUUGAAGAAUUGACCGAAGAUCUUGAUGCCGAGAAGGCUUCUCGUUCCAAAGCUGAGAGACAGCGAAAGGAAAUCAGCGAGGAAUUAGAGAACUUGAAAUCGGAAUUAGAAGAAUCAAUCGACACAACAGCGGCAGCACAAGAUAUGAGAGCUAAACGAGAACAAGAAGUUGACUCAUUGAAGAAGAGCAUCAGUGAAGAGUCUGCUGCACAUGAAGCCGCAAUGUCCAACUUACGACAGAAACAUUCUCAUCUUGUUGAAGAACUCAAUGGACAAUUGGAAUCAACAAAGAAGUCUAAAGUGCAACUCGAAAAAGCAAAAGCGAAAUUGGAGGAAGAGAAUUCCGAGUUGAACGAAGACUUGCAAAUGACGAGUAAAGCAAAAUCUGAUCUUGAUCGACGAGUGAAGACCUUGGAACAUAGUUUGAGUGAAGUUAAUGUUCGUUUGAACGACGAUGAAAGACAAGUGGCUGAUCUUCAGUCGACAAAAGCUAAGGCUGAGAAGGAAAUUGAUACUCUUCUACUGCAAUUGGAUGAAGUUGAGGAGAAAUCAAGAAACCUGGAGAGAGACAAAGCAUCUUUGAGCUCUCAAUUGCAAGACGCGCAGGAAUCAAUCGCAGAUGAGACUCGUCAGAAGCUGUCGAUCAGCACCAAACUACGCGAAGCCGAGUCUAAUUUACAGAGUGCAGAAAUUGAAUUGUCUGCUGCGUCAGAAGACGCGGAGAAAUUACAACAGAAAGUCGGAGAAUUGCAGUCACAGAUCACCUCUCAUGUCAUCAACCUGAAAAACAAAGAUGAAGAAAUCGAGGAAUUACACAACAGCAAAAAGAAAUCAAGUAAAGACGCCGAGGCCCUUCAAACCUUGAUCGAUGAGCUACGAGCAAACAACACAAAACUGGAGAAGUCAAAGAAACGAUUGCAAGAAGAGUUGGAUGACCUGAGUCUGACAGUUGAUAAGGAUCGUAGUCGUGUCUCGGAAUUGGAGAAAAAACAACGCAAGUUUGAUACGAUGCUGGCUGAGGAGAAGGCGAAUUCAGAAAAGCUUUCAGCUGAACGAGACGCUGCGGAACGUGAAGCGAGACAAAACGAAACCAAGGUUAUUUCACUGAACCACGAGCUUGAAGAACUACAAGACAAACUUGCUGAAACAGAAAAAUUAAAGAAAACUCAAACGUUGGAGCUUGAAGCUCUGAUGGAAAGCAAAGACGAUGUGGGGAAAAAUGUUCAUGAUCUUGAGCGAGCCAAGCGAACUUUGGAAGCACAAGUGGCUGAAAUGAAAACACAGGUUGAGGAACUUGAAGAUGAACUACAGUUGUCAGAAGAUGCCAAACUACGUCUUGAAGUGAACGCUCAAGCUAUGAAGGCAAAUCAUGAGAGAGAUCUUGCUGGGAAAGAAGAAAUGAGUGAGGAUAAGAGACGACAAAUGACCAAGCAGAUUCGUGAAAUGGAAGCAGAAUUAGAGGAAGAAAGAAAGUCGCGCACAAGCGCUCAAAAUGCAAAGAAGAAAUUAGAACUCGAUAUGAAGGAUAUGGAAGAACAAUUAGAAUCUGCUAGUAAAGUUAAAGAAGACGGAAUUAGACAACUGAAGAAAUAUCAACAACAAGUGAAAGAUAUUCAGAGAGAUUUGGACGAGGCAACAUCAUCCAGAGAUCAAAUUGCUGAACAUGCCAGAGAAAAUGAGAAGAAAUUGAAAAAUCUUGAAACAGAAUUCUUACAAAUGCAGGAGGAUCUUGCUGCAGCUGAAAGAGCUCGUAAGAAUGUUGAAAACGAACGAGAUGAAUUGAUGGAGGAACUCACAAGUGGGACAACUUCCAGAUCAGCUCUGUCAGAUGAAAAACGUCGUUUGGACAGCAGAAUUUCGGAACUCGAAGAGGAAUUGGAAGAGGAAAGAGCUCAAAAUGAAAUGUUGGAAGAAAAAGCAAAACGCGCUCAACUUGCGGCUGAUCAAUCUCACAACGAGCUGAGCACUGAACGAUCCAACUCUCAAAGACUUGAAAACCAACGCACAUCCUUGGAACGACAGAACAAAGAUUUGAAGACCAAACUUCAAGAAUUAGAAAGUGAACUAAGAUCGAAGACAAGAGGCAUUAUCACAAAUUUGGAAGCAAAGGUUGCCACCUUGGAGGAACAGUUGAACGCCGAAUCUACUGAUCGCGCUAGCUUUGCAAAGAAUUUGAGGAAGUCUGACAAGAAAGUUCGAGAACUCUCACUUCAAGUUGAAGAAGAACGAAGACAUGCUGAUCAGUAUAAAGAACAGUAUGAUAAGACCAGUCAAAAACUCCGUCAGACGAAGAGACAGUUGGAUGACACAGAGGAAGAGCUUCAACAAGCGAAUGGUGCCAAACGAAGACUGCAACGUGAGAUUGAUGAUCAGAAUGAACAGCAAGAACAGCUACAGCGAGAAAUAACUACACUGAAGACACGUUUAAGAUCUCGUGGUGGUGGUGGACGAAGUGGUUAUGACACUCCACCCAGUCGAUCAAGGCGAGAUCGUGAAGGCUCAAUGGAGAGUGGGUUAGAAGCUGAUCUUCCUGCAACAGAUGAAUAAUUUAAUAUCUCCUGUUCAUAGUAAGAAUGAUGGCAAUGAGACAGUUUAUUUUUAACAAAAUAAUGCUUCUAAAAUCUUCAUAUAUAUUUGGGAAUUUUCUUUGCAUAGUUAGGAUUUUUUACGUUAUUAAUUUAUAGUAUUAUACACUUUAUAUUAUCAUUUGCUAUAUGAAUGUAUGAAACUCUAGUAAUUGUUGAGUUAAAAUGGAAUAGCUCUUUUUGUCUUGUGUGAAAUUCCGAUGCAUGCGUAAGCUGGUUUGUUUGCAAAAUUUAAUGAAAUAAACAAUUUAUAUAUUUUCAAUAUGCGUUAAGUGUUCUAAUUGAUGUAAAUUACGCUUAAUUGAUAAUUAGACAAUUUUUGCAUA